UAAAAUUUUCUUGAAUACAUAGAUGAGCUAUAAUAAUAAUCACUUUAAUUUAUAUAGCGCCUUUCAAAGGACCCAAGGUCGGUUGCUCACUGCACUGCAAAAAUGUAUUUCUUACUUAGUAUUUUUGUCUUGUUUUCAGUAAAAAAAAAAAAAAUCUAAAAAAAAUCUUAAAUAUUUUCUAGAGCAAAAUAACCUAGGAAAAUAAGCAAAAAAACUCUGCCAGUGAAACAAGAGAACUUUUCUAAAAGUAAGUGUUUAUGGAAAAAGUAAACUUAUUUCAAGAGAAUUUUUCUUAUUAUAUUGACCAAUAUUUAAAUUUUUUGCUCGUUUUAAGCACACAUUUACUUGAAGUUUAUAUUUUUGGUCUUAACCUAUACUUAUUUUGCUAGGUCAUUUAGAAAAUCAAGAAAAUACAUCUUUAUUGUAUUUUUUAUUAUUUUUACUGAAAACAAUACAAAAAUACCAAGUCAUUUUUGUCAGUGUGACUCCAUUAAAUGUUCUUGUGAUAAAGAAUAUGUGUGUGUGUGUGUGUGUGUGUGUGUGCGUGUGAUGUAGAUUAAACAUGAACGGGCCAAAACGGACAUGGCAGCAGGUCAAAAUCAAAUACAAGAACAUUCUGCAGAAUGCAGUGAAAAAGAAUCCCCACAGACAAGGCACGGGUGGUGGGUCACCAAAGGCUGACCUUACCCCAGCAGAGGACAUGGCCUUGGAGCUAAAUAAAGGCAGGCCCGUCUUAGAGGGGAUCCCUGGGGGGAAAGAGACGAGCAUGGGUUCCUCCCAAGAUGCCACCCGCUUCAUUCAAGUGUCUGGCAGCACUGUGUUCCUGUUAGAGCCACCAGCACAAGCACCAGACGAUGCUGAUCCAGGUGAAAGCCCCAGUGCAGCAGCAACAGCACAUGAUGGAGACGAUGAUGAGGAGGAGACCAUCUCUCUGGAUUCCAGAAGGCAUGAGGACCCAGAUGCUAUACAGUGGGAAAACCAGCCUGGCAACAUAAGCUCACAAGCUAUCAGAAAGUUGUAUGGCAACCACCUCCGGCGCCAAAUAGAACUGGCAGACAUAGACAUUCAGUACAAGAAGAAAAAGAUAGAAAAUCUUGCACUGGAGUCCGAAAUAAAAAAAGAGGACAAUUAGGAAACUGAACCUUGAAAUAAUAAAACUUGAGCGGGAGCUCCAAGAAGAUGACACAGCUCAAAAUAAAAAUUAGCAAUCAGUACAACCAAGUCAUCGUUAUAAGGCACCGGCCUCUUUUGCCCACCCCCCCAGCACCAGGUGUGGCACUAGCCUAUAUGAAGGCCCAAAAUUGUGUGUUCCUUUCUGCUCUGACAAUGGCAUGCCCAUUCUUGCGAGAUGUGGUGGAUGAAGAAGCACUUGUGCUGAGGAGAGCCUUCAGGCGAGAAAGGGUCUUCAGGGACCGGUUGGACCCACUGGCCUUCCCUGAUGACCAUCUAUAUGAAAGAUAAAGGUUUUCUGCAGAUGGCAUCAGGUAUCUAUGCAGACUACUGGGUCCCAGGAUUAAGCACCGCACUGCAUGGAGCCAUGCACUGAGUGUGGAGCAAAUGGUUUGUGUGGCCUUGCGCUUUUUGGUGCAGUGGACUGCACACACAUAAGGAUAAAAGCCCCCUCAGGUGCCCAUGAGGCCAGUUUUGUGAAUAGGAAAUCCUUUCACAGCAUUAAUGUUCAGGUGAACAUAACUUUUUGAUAUUGUCCAUUGACGAACACUCUGCAUUGCCAAUGAUGUGCAUUGAUUGGUGUAAUAUUCCUCAUCUUAUGAUUUCAGAUGGUCUGCAAUGCUGACUGUGUGAUCAGCAAUGUUGUGGCAAAAUGGCCUGGCUCAGUCCAUGACUCCAGAAUCUUUCGGGCCUCUGAAAUCUAUCAGUGCCUAUCACAAGGGGGUAUGGCUGCCAGCCUUUUCUCCUCACACCUUUCACAGACCCCCAGGAAGCACAGCAGGCCUACAACCAUGCCCAUGCCAGGGCCAGGGCCAGAGUUGAAAUGACCUUUGGCCUCCUGAAGGCACGCUUUCACUGCCUUCACAAAUUAAGGGUCAACCCUGUUAGGGCAUGUGAUAUUACUGUGGCUUGUGCUGUCCUCCACAAUGUGUCCUGCCUGAGGAAGGAGAGGGCCCCCAGAGUGCCACCAGCCAUGGACUGGGACAAUCCGGCAAUCUUCCCUGAUGACGACAGUGGUCGGCUGCUGAGGGACCAAUAUGUGUUGAAUUAUUUUAGUUAGUAUGUGUGCUUUCAAUUUAGGUAAAAAAUGUCCUGCUGUGGCAGGGGAAAUAGGGUUUUUUUGGGUUGGUUUUUUUACGAAUUUGGCCUCUUAUGAUGUUUGUGCGGUAUACUGUGUGUAAUACAAGGCUGCAGGGAGGCUACUGCAUCCAUUCAUUUGUCUGUUCAGUUGAUGUGUAUGGAUUUGUCCUGCAUUUAUUUUAGUGUGCAGACAUGCAGGGUGUGUUAUAUACAGACCUUUGAAUGUGUAUGUAUCAUUUUGUAUAAUAUGCUUUGAUUCUGUGCUUUCCAUCUUGUAGAGUCACUGUGACUUCAGUUUCGAAAGGAGCUGAUAGUUUACCUGCUUUGUUUUGUCCUUAUUCAAUAAAGGAACAUAAUGUUACACAUUGUGUUUUUAUAUUCA
Molecule: messenger RNA, 2632 nt
Organism: Carassius auratus (goldfish)
Lineage: Eukaryota; Metazoa; Chordata; Actinopteri; Cypriniformes; Cyprinidae
Exons: 9
Coding region: 563-1132 (189 amino acids)
Source: RefSeq, a predicted model, not a curated record